AUAUGGAUGGAUAAUGUCAACUGUUUAGGGACUGAGUCAACUCUAAAGAGCUGCACAUUUAAUAGAUGGGGAAUACACAACUGUGUUCAUUAUGAGGACGCUGGAGUCAUCUGUCAGUCCCUUGUUAGGUUGGUAAAUGCUAUCAACAUUUGUUCUGGACGAGUGGAGGUUCUUCAUGAUGGUCAGUGGGGAACAGUGUGUGAUGAUAACUGGGAUCUAUCAGAUGCUGCAGUGGUGUGUAGAGAGAUGGGCUGUGGAGAUGUUAUAGAGGCAAAGAGCAGUGCAUAUUUUGGACAAGGUUCAGGAUCCAUAUGGAUGGACGAUGUACAAUGUACAGGGAGUGAAUCUACACUGAAAAACUGUUCAUCAAUGGGAUGGGGUGUACACAACUGUGGGCAUCAACAAGACGCUGGAGUCAUCUGCCAAUGUGAAAUGCUAGAGGAUCUGAGAGCCACAUAGAACGUAACAUUACAUAACAACAUAGACAAUUCCAAAAAUACUGUCAAGUUAGUGAAUGGUGAAAACAUUUGCUCGGGAAGAGUGGAGGUUCGCCAUAAUGGGACAUGGGGAACAGUGUGUGAUAAUGGCUGGGAUCUAUCAGAUGCUGCAGUGGUGUGUAGAGAGAUGGGCUGUGGAGAUGUUAUAGAGGCAAAGAGCAGUGCAUAUUUUGGAAAAGGUUCAGGACAAAUAUGGAUGAAUAAUGUCAACUGUUUAGGGACUGAGUCAACUCUAAAGAGCUGCACAUUUAAUGGAUGGGGAAAACACAACUGUUAUCAUUAUGAGGACGCUGGAGUCAUCUGUCAGUCCCUUGUUAGGUUGGUAAAUACUAUCAACAUUUGUUCUGGACGAGUGGAGGUUCUUCAUGAUGGUCAGUGGGGAACAGUGUGUGAUAAUGGCUGGGAUCUAUCAGAUGCUGCAGUGGUGUGUAGAGAGAUGGGCUGUGGAGAUGUUAUAGAGGCAAAGAGCAGUGCAUAUUUUGGACAAGGUUCAGGAUCCAUAUGGUUGGACGAUGUACAAUGUACAGGGAGUGAAUCUACACUGAAAAACUGUUCAUCAAUGGGUUGGGGUGUACACAACUGUGGGCAUCAACAAGAUGCUGGAGUCAUCUGCCAAUCUGUCAAGUUAGUGAAUGGUGACAACAUUUGUUCCGGAAGAGUGGAGGUUCGCCAUAAUGGGACAUGGGGAACAGUGUGUGAUGAUGGCUGGGAUCUAUCAGAUGCUGCAGUGGUGUGUAGAGAGAUGGGCUGUGGAGAUGUUAUAGAGGCAAAAAGUGGUGAAUAUUUUGGACAAGGUUCAGGAUCCAUAUGGACGGACGAUGUACAAUGUACAGGGAGUGAAUCUACACUGAAAAACUGUUCAUCAAUGGGAUGGGGUGUACACAACUGUGGGCAUCAACAAGAUGCUGGAGUCAUCUGCCAAUCUUCAGUCAGGCUUGUAAAUGGCAGUAACACUUGUUCUGGACGAGUGGAGGUUCUUCAUGAUGGUCAGUGGGGAACAGUGUGUGAUGAUGGCUGGGAUCUAUCAGAUGCUGCAGUGGUGUGUAGAGAGAUGGACUGUGGAGAUGUUAUAGAGGCAAAGACUGGUGCUUAUUUUGGCCAGGGCUCAAUGUUCUAACACUGAAUAUUCACUAAGAAACUGUAAAUUAAAAGGAUGGGGAAAAAACAGCUGUGGACAUGAGAAGGAUGCUGGAGUCAUCUGUCAGUAUCCUGUUAGGCUGGUCAACGGCAUCAACUCUUGUUCUGGGAGAGUGGAGGUUCUCUAUGAUGGAAUAUGGGGAACAGUGUGUGAUGAUGGCUGGGAUCUACCAGAUGCUGCAGUGGUGUGUAGAGAGAUGGGCUGUAAAGAUGCUUUGGAAGCAAAGACUGGCGCUUAUUUUGGACAAGGUUCAGGAUCAGUAUGGAUGAAUAAUGUAAAGUGUGUUGGGACUGAGUCUACAUUGAUGAGCUGUCCAUAUAACUCAAGUUCACUCAGCUGUGGCAUUGAGAAAGAUGCUGGAGUCACUUGUGGAUAUGGUACAGUUCUGCUGAGGACUGAGAUGGAGGCUGGCUCUGGGGUCGACCCAAAUGAUCCUGCAAUCAUGAAUGAACUUCUGGAAGAGAUGAGGGGGAAGCUUCCAGCAAAUGGGACUUUCACCCUUCACUGGAAAACCCAGCAUAAUGGAAAAGUCUUCCAGAAGAAAACAGAAAGGGUACCCUGACAGGUCAUUACUGGAAUACAGAGAAAGUUAAAUGAGACAUCCUUCAAUAUUUCUAAUCAGUCCAUUUAUAAAUGAAAUGGAUAGGUUUACACCACAGGGAAUUCCAUAUAAUAUAUCUGUGAUUCCCCCCAUGGGAAUGAAAGCAUCUUAUAUGUGUUACUGACAUUGUUUGCAUUAUAUUAAGAUACAUGUUACAUGAUAUAAGAUAUAUUUAUAGUGUCUAAUGUAAUAUUUAUAUGUAAUAAGAGUAAUCUUGAUUUAGCUAUAUUGU
Messenger RNA from Myxocyprinus asiaticus (Chinese sucker), 2468 nucleotides. RefSeq names its product deleted in malignant brain tumors 1 protein-like. Gene Ontology annotation, cellular component: membrane. The transcript is spliced from 11 exons. NCBI's taxonomy places the organism in Eukaryota, Metazoa, Chordata, Actinopteri, Cypriniformes, Catostomidae. The record is from RefSeq and is a predicted model, not a curated record.